CAAUCAACUAACAAUCAAUUAAAAUCGACACUUAGCACGGUUUGCACAGGUUGGUCAGCUUCAGUCGCUUCAGUCGCUACGCCAACGGCGACUUAAAACCACCAAUUAUGGCAUGGUUACGGGGUUUGCUUAUAUUAAUAGCAGUUGCUUCGGUCUUCACCUUGGAUGCAAAUCCGGGGAUCGAAUUCAACUAUCAAAACCUGAAAGAUGACAUUUACGAACAACCUGUUAAUCUGAUGGGACCACCGACGAUUAAUGAAAAGGAAGACGACUUGGUCCAGACCCAGCCCAAGAUGGACACCUGGGCGCCCUACGACUUCUCCAAGUUCGAUGCUUACCUCAACACAUAUAAGGAUUCGGCGGCAGAACAAAACAGAAUCAAGCGAAGUCCUAAGAACAACAGACGUCGAGGCCGAAGCGGUCGUCGGAGGAACAGGCGACCCACCACGUCGCCAGCUUUAUCUGAUGAUGAGGACAAAGCAAGAAAUGGGAGCUCCACGGAACCGAGCAGACGCAGUGAGUGGGGCGACUUGCCCACGCGACGGAAGAAGAAAAAGUCUUCUAGUGGAUUCGACAUGUAUAACCCCGAGGAAAAGGAAUUCGAGUCAAAGUUUGUUGAAAUGCCAAAGGAUCUUUACCAAGCGCAUUUGAGACCCGGUGUCAUAUUCCGAAUACACAUGUCCGAAGCCAUCCUCAAGAUGCAAUACCGAAACUACGGUGAAGACAAAGACGAAUCAGUAAUCGAAGCUGAUGUGGAGUACCUCCGGCUGACACGGAAGGUCAUAAAUGAUGAGAUCACCAAGUUUGAAGACCUCAAAUGGUUAAUAGGCUGGUUCAAUAACCGCUCGGACCUGAUCAAGGAGCACACGUGUAAUACCAGAUAUUAUGCUGUUGGCAUACCGUCCACGAUGUUCACACACACUGAGGAAUACAUGAAGCGAGCGUGUCUCUUCGAUAACGUGUAUAUCGACCACAUUCCUUAUGUCAUCGGCGAGGACAGCUCCCUGAUGGCUGCGGUCGCGCCCCCGGUGCUCCACUGCGACGCCGCCACCUGCACUUCCGUGCCGUUCAUCGACAGCGUGAUGUUCGAUGAGCGUCUGUCCAGAAGCAAUGUGCGGUCGAUCACGCCGUGCCAGGCGUCGUGCCGCGCGCACUGCCGCAAUCGCGUCGACUGUCUCCAGCGGUGCUCGGAGCGCUGUCGGCGACUCGACUGAUAUUACCCCUGCACUAUCAACUCAUACAGCCGUCGUAAGAACAUUGAACAGACUAAUGCAACAACGGUAUAUGGAAAGAAGAAUUAACUGGCUUUUUUUGAAAAUUUGUCGUAUACAUUUAUAUAUAUGACCCGGUCGGGUCAUGAUGGAAAAUGAUCUUUUUCUGAUUGGCCCGGGUCUUGGAUGUUUAUCUAUAUAUGUAUUUGUUAUAAAAUAUAGUAUCGUUGAGUUAGUAUCCCAUAACACAAGUCUCGAACUUACUAUGGGGCUAGCUCAAUCUGUGUUAUUUGUCCUAAUAUAUUUAUAUUUAUUUAUUAUUAUACAUUAUUAGAAGAAAAAAAUGAAAAUUCGAAAAAAAAUAUCAUGCAGUCUUUAGAAUGAUUGCAGUACAGUCAGGACCAGAUAAAAUUGACUGCCUGUGGUAGUAAUUUAAAUGUCAAAAUCACGGACCACUCUGGUCGGGUGGUCACUUACUAAAGUUGUAGUUGGUGAAGUUUAUUCCUCCCUGACUGUACGUACCUAUUCAGUGCGCGGUUUGCAUGGAUUUUUGUUUUCUAAUGACGGCAUAUGUCUGUGGGGUAAAGGCUAAUUUACCUUGAGGUUCAUAAUAAAAACUUUGAAAAUUUA
Plodia interpunctella (Indianmeal moth) is the source of this 1841-nucleotide messenger RNA. RefSeq lists its product as uncharacterized. Lineage: Eukaryota; Metazoa; Arthropoda; Insecta; Lepidoptera; Pyralidae. Bases 108 to 1214 code for a protein of 368 amino acids. The transcript is spliced from 10 exons. The record is from RefSeq and is a predicted model, not a curated record.